AUGUACUUCUGCAACACCUGCGGGCAGCCCCUCUGUGCCCCGUGCCGCGAGGAGACCCACCGCGCCAAGAUGUUCACCCGCCACGAGAUCGUCUCCCUCUCCAAGCGCACCAAGGACAUCCACAAGAAGUGCCCGCUGCAUGAGGAGCCCUACAUCAUGUUCUCCACCGAGAAGAAAUCCAUGCUCUGCAUCAACUGCUUCAGGGACAUGCAGGGGGAGAGCCGGGCGCACUGCAUCGACAUCGAGACGGCGUACAUGCAGGCCUGCCAGCGGCUGGACCAGGCAGUGAUGGCUGGGAAGGAGCUGCAGACCUCCACGCGCGAGGCCAUCGUCCUUCUCAAGGCCAUGAUCGAGGAGGUGCGCAACAGUGCCAGCGAGGAGGAGGCAGCCAUCAACUCCCUCUUCGGCCGCAUGCAGGAGCAGCUCUCUGAGAGGAAGAAGACGCUCCUGAAAGCCGUGCAGAGCCAGCAUGAGGAGAAGGAGAAGGCGUUCAAGGAGCAGCUCGCCCACCUCGCCUCCCUGCUGCCCACCCUGCAGGUCCACCUGGUGACCUGCUCGGCCUUCCUGAGCUCCGCCAACAAAGCUGAGUUCCUGGACCUGGGCUAUGUGAGUGUGCCGUGGGGUGUCCGGUGCACCCAGACCAGCAAGAUCAACAGCGAGUACCGGGCAGAGUUUGCCCGCUGCCUGGAGCCCCCCGGCCCCCGCCGCUCCGUGGUGGGCAGCGCUGGUGGCAUCGGUCCUGGCAUCACUGGCACAAACAUGCUCCCUGGUGGCCAAUGCUCCAAGACCCUCAUGGUGCCCGGCUGUCCUCCCGACAGCGAUAAAAUGUCCGCUGGCCCCAUAGUGCGGAAGCCGACAAUGCACCGGUACAUCAGCACCAAGGUCCUGCUGGCCGAGGGGCGCGAGACCCCCUUUGCCGAGCACUGCCGCAACUACGAGAACACCUACCGGAUGCUGCAGACGGAGAUCCAGGGCCUGAAGGACCAGGUGCAGGAGCUGCACCGCGACCUCACCAAGCACCACUCACUCAUCAAGACGGAGAUCAUGAGCGAGAUCCUGCAGAAGUCCCUGCAGAUGGACGUGCAGAUCGCGGCUCACUACUCCGCCGUGGAGAUGAUGCGCAGCGUCUUCGAGGAGGGGGGACCCGGCCGUCGCUCCCACCCCUGCUGCCACAGACUGCAGGAGCCCCGGGAGCCCAAGGAGGAACAGGCGCAGAUGCUGCUCAAGAUCUGUGACGACAGCGAAGCGGCACCAAGGGAUGCCUCGCCCGGCAGCAAAGAGGGGGCUGCAGCCAGCCCCAGGGAGGGCAGUGCGCCUGGCAGCACGCCCAGAGACCCCUCCCCAAAAAGCAAAGACCGCUGCAGGGGACAGCAGAAAAGCGGGGCCGAGAGCUCUGCCCGGGCAGAGCCUGCACCGUAG
Messenger RNA from Egretta garzetta (little egret), 1419 nucleotides. RefSeq names its product ring finger protein 207 (gene RNF207). The record is from RefSeq and is a predicted model, not a curated record. Gene Ontology annotation, cellular component: perinuclear region of cytoplasm. Gene Ontology annotation, molecular function: zinc ion binding; Hsp70 protein binding; transmembrane transporter binding. NCBI's taxonomy places the organism in Eukaryota, Metazoa, Chordata, Aves, Pelecaniformes, Ardeidae. Gene Ontology annotation, biological process: regulation of cardiac muscle contraction; regulation of heart looping.